CGAUUAAAUUUGCGAUUGCUGUACAUAUCAUCUACAUUUUUGUCAUUUGAUAGAUCUGAUUGUGAUUUAAACACUAAGCUACAUGAGCAACAUUGUAUUUAUUUUACACACAUAAAAUUUAACAAUAGUAUCAUCACGAAACGAGAGAUUUAUAUUUUUUUACGAUGGGAAAAAGCUUUAUAUAAUAUAGUGAUAGUGGUGCUUACAUUUUCAACGUAUUUAGUAAAUUUUUAUAUAAAAAAAAUAAGUAAAAUAAUGUUUGUUUUAUUAUUAUUUGGAAGAAAAAAAAUUGAAGAUACAAAGUACAGUCGAUUUAAGUUGGAAAGUCUCUCUGACGGAAGUCGUGAAGCGAAGCGAGGCGGGAGGGGAGCCGGAAAAACCCUAAAUCGGCAACAGAGGACCCUCCAUUGAGCGACACGUGUCACCAGCUCCCACCCCCCGCGCCACUCGAUUUUUUUCCCCCUUCCCUCUUUCUCAAUCAUAAAACCAAAGAGACAGAGUCUUCACCGCAACCAAAUUCCUUUCUCCCCCUUAUCUCGCCGUCGGAAUUUCCACCCUCUAAUCCCUCUUCUUCCCCAGAGCUCUAUCUCUUCUCUUCUGGGUCUCGUCCCUCGCCAAUGGCGGAUUGACCUGAUUAGGUCUUUGUUUUUGUUUGUCUUUUUCUUUUUCUUCCUUGGGCGUGACGAAGAUGAAACAGGGGAACAACUGCUCUCUCCUACCCUCUUACUUCGAAGAACACGAGCACGAAGUCGCCUCAAUUCUGCUUGACCUUCCUCUUGUAAUCGACCAAUCCAAACCCUCCGCCGCCUCCGCCUCGUCGCAUCAUUCCAUUCCGUUCUUCUGGUCCGCCAAGCGGAAGAGAUCUUGUCUCUCUCGCGGAGGCCGAAUCGAUUCCUCGCCUUCAACUGCAGCAUUAUCUCCGAGCCCGUCUCUUCGUGAUGCCCAGCAGCCGUUGGCGGCGGUCGAGAAAAGUUCGGCGGCGAGGGGAGAGUCUAAACCCAAGGAGGAAAAGGAGGGCAGCCCUACCACGCCGCUUUCCCUGUCACUGAGCGAAGAGGAAGAAUCCGGUGAGAAUCCUCCCCGCUGUAAACGGAGAGUCGCCUCCGCCGUCAGCAAAAAGCAGUCGAGGAAGGAUUUGAUGGAGAAAGUUGCCGAGAGCGCGGAACAGCGGAAAGUUCUACGGAAGGAGAUUGAGAAUGUAACCCGUUAUUACAAAACUUUGGAAGAGGAGAAUUCGAAACUGAAAGCCAUUGAAGAACAGCUGAGGCUUGGCAAGCAAGAGAAAAGGCCUGGAUCAACCGAAACCCAAUUGGCCCAACCGAGAGCCGGUUCAGUGGUUGUGAAUGAAAAUGCAGUGGAGGAAUCACUGAUUCGAAAGGUUGGGGUGGUGCCUCCGUGUUCAUCUAGCUGCAGCAGCAGUGGUAACAAUAAUAAUAAUGGCAGCGGGGCGAUUGGGAUUGAUCUGAACAGCGGGAGUGGGAAUGUGAAUGUGUGUUUUCCGGUGGGGGAAGGGAGGUGGGAGGAGUCGAUUUUGGGGGAUUGCUGGCUGCGGCGGUUUGAUGAUUCAGGGCUGAGGGCGGCAACGGCGGCGACGGCGAGGAAGAGAAGGAUUGAGAAGAGGAGGGAACAAAAAGAGCGACGGCGGCGAGGGUUAACUAAUAUUAGGUGGGCUUGUUGGAGUGAAAAAAACUUUAACUAAUAUGAUAGUGCUGCGUCGUUUCUUAGUUAACUAAUUGUAUUAUUAUAAAUCUUAUGGUUAUCGGCUUAUAUAGAUUAUUAAUCAAUAUUUUUGGAUUAAGUUGCUUAUUAGUUAUUAGUUACUUUUUCCUUAAGCAAAACAGCUCUAAGUAGGGAUGGCAGUCAGCCCGCGGGCUUUGGGUAUCCGCUAGGGCCCGCCCGUGUGGAAUGGGCCGAAACCCGCGAGAGCGGUUUAGUUGGCGGAGUCGGGCAGAUCCGCGGCCCGCGUGGCUCGGUGACGGGCUGGGGACGGAUGCUGUGGUACCCGCCCCGUAUCCACCCCGGGAGCAAAACUGAUAGGGCAAAAGCGUAUAUGCCAAUUUCCUAUCUCGUAGUAAAACCGGAAAGUCCGGGUAUCGUCUCUCAGGGACUGGUACAACCUUAAGUUCUAUCAAUUUUAUUGAGCAAACUAUAUGUGAAAAUGUUUAAUGAGAUGAAACUAUGAUCUACUAGCAAAGUAAUUAAACUAAUUAAGCAAAGUAAAUUGGUCGGGAGAAAAUCAAUGGAAGAAAGCUCUGGGAGAAACACCGGGACUCACUACCUAUCAUAUCCAGAUUAAUUCAUAUAUUCCAAUCAGUUUAAUCCAAUUCUCUACAGCCAGGAUAUCACUACUGUGCUAGCUAUCCCUGUCGGGAAUUACUACGUACUAAAUAAUCAAAUCAAAUCCUACUGUCGUAGCUCAAUGACUUAAUUAUUUAGCCUGAAGAACGAUAUCCUAAUCAAGACCGCAUAGUACCUUAUUUAAUCCACUGUCGCUUCGAUAAGUUGCUAUGUCACAUGAAAUAGGUUCAGUUAUUAGGGUUUCACUGUCGCUAAUAACCUAAUUAACUACAAAUCGAUGUAUUGGUGGCCAGUCAACACAAAGCAUUAAGCAAUUUCAUGCAAUAGAGAUUGGAGGAAAAGAAAUAUGAAUCAAUCCAUCAAAUCAAGAAAAAGCUACCUCCUAUGGUGUUUCCCCCAGAAAUUGGGGGUUUAGUUCAUGACGAAAAUAAAACAAACAAUCAUGUUCAUAAUCAUCAUCAUAAUAAUCAAGGGAAAAAAAUACUGAUUUGCAAUUAUGCUUGGCGGCCGGCGCACUGCUCAACAGCUCUCUGCCAAGCUUCUCUCCAGCCUUGCGCGGCGCCUCUCUUUUCUCCCAAGACUCGUUUUCGUUCCAAGAGAAUUGCCCUCAGCCUGGCCGCUCCAAUUCCCUCUCCCCAGCUUCCGUCCUCAAGCUCUCCUUCCCAGAAUAAUGGCCGCCUCCUCCUUUUUAUUUUCUUCAAGAAUUCCGCCCUCUCCAGGGAAUUAAUUCCGUCCCCAAUUCUGCUGCCUUCCGCCCUCCAAAGUCCAAAAGAGAUUUUCCAAACCCAAUUCACGUCCAAAAGUAAGGCUAAAAGUAAUUGCCACCCACAGUUCGUUUCUUUUGUUCCGCCUCCAAAAAGAAUUUCACUCAAGUCCAAAAGUCCAGCCCAAGCCCAAUCCCGGUUCAACUCCUCAGUAAGUUCCGAUCCAAUGUACAUCCAGUCCACUUGAAUUAUUCUAUCCACCAAUGCAAAUUUCUCGUUUCAUUUACCUGAAAUAUAUAAAACACUUGGCA
Messenger RNA from Linum trigynum, 3313 nucleotides. The record is from the annotation of a GenBank genome assembly. NCBI's taxonomy places the organism in Eukaryota, Viridiplantae, Streptophyta, Magnoliopsida, Malpighiales, Linaceae.